GUUGUGAAAGGUAAAAACAGGAGAAGGAGGAAGAGGGAGAGAGAAAAGUUGGACAGUCUAAAGGUUAAGACUAACAGGAGGGGAGAGGUAUGAGGGGACAUCAUAUAAAGUCUUUCUUCUCUUUCAUGAUCACUCUCCUCGGUUUGGGGACCCUGAUAACCACUCUCAUCUGGUACAAGUUGGACAGCAAUCAUGAGGAACCUCACCGACCACCUCCUCAAAAGAAACAUGCCCCAAAGCUGUCAGAAAUUUGCAAAGGCUGCAAGGAAAUCAUUGACAAAGUACAUCAGCGUUACAAUCAAACCUGGAAGAAGAACGAGAAAAAUUACUUAAAAUUCAGAGACAAUCUGAGAGUUAAUUGCAAUGGCUUUGACAACGCCAUUAUUACUCAGAACAAUACUCCUCUAGGAUCGAAUAUUGUUUACAGUGGGGAAAGGAAGAGGACUCUUCAGGUGAAAUGGGACUAUUUUGACUUGUUCUCAAAGGAGAAUCCUUUCUCAAAUAAGAAAUGGGACACUUGUUCGGUUGUUGGGAAUGGUGGGAUCCUGUCUGAGAGCAGCUGUGGAAAAAUGAUUGAUUCAGCUGACUUUGUUAUCAGGUGCAACUUACCUCCUUUGGAAAAUGGAUACGAGAAAGAUGUUGGCAUCAAAACUAGCCUUGUGACAGCAAACCCAACCAUCUUCUUUAAUAAGUAUGGCUCGCUGGCUGGACGUCGCCUUCCAUUUGUGGAGAGUCUUCGCAAGUACGGCAACUCUCUGCUGCUCCUUCCUGCCUUCUCUUUUGGCAUGAGUACUGCUGUGUGUCAGCGAGUUGCAUAUACAAUACAAGACUUUAAAAGCCCUAUUCAACCUGUUUUCUUCAACCCUCAGUACCUUGAUAGCCUGGCUCAAUUCUGGCGCUCUGAAGGCCUGAAAGAAGUGCGGCUGAGCACUGGAUUAAUUAUGGUUAGCAUGGCCCUGGAAUUGUGUGAAAAUGUGCAUCUGUAUGGAUUCUGGCCCUUUAGUAAUCACCCAUAUGGCCUCUAUAAUCUGACUAACCACUACUUUGAUGACGUACCGCCUCAAGCAAUUGUCCACUCAAUGCCGGCUGAGUUUGAUCGCUUGUUGCAGCUUCACACUGAAGGGGUACUCAGGCUUCACCUAGGAGACUGUAAAUCAGAUGAAAAUAUUUCCCAGGGAUAGACAACAGCACAGAAGCAAAGCACAGAAGCAAGUACCUCUGAUAGCCUCAGGAUGAAACCAGUAAACUUUUUGCCUUUGUAAGGCCAUUGCGCUGUACAUUUUUGUACUUUACCAGAAAUAUCUCUCACCCUGUAUUCUGAAAUACCUCUGUUACAUGAAGAUCCAUCCAUCCAUCCAUCCAUCCAUCCAUCCAAUCUCUUGAUUUUUAGACAGAAAACUCCAAUGCACUUAAUAUAAGGACUAUUUUGACAUUUUGUCAAAAAAUGUAACCAUGAAAAGUACUUUCAUACCUUAUGAAGAUGAAUGUAUAGUGCCUGAGAAAAUCAGACAAAUGUUGUAGUUCUGUGAUAUCAGUUUUGCACUUUUGCACUAAGUGAGAUUCAUGCUUCUGUGUUAACUCUGCACCACAGGUACUGUACAGCAUAACUUCAAACCUCCCUAAUACCCAGUGCCAUAAUUCAGUAACUUGACCUGCACUUCCAUAGAAAUGUAAUUACACACUGAGUGGAUGCAACCUACAAUGACUGUGAUUGGCCCGAUCAGUGCUGUCACUUCCUAAGCAUUUCCAGCUACUUCUUUUACUGCUGCCAUUUUCUAAAUUGACCGGCAGGGAAUGGAUGAACUUGAAGAGAGAAACUUGCUGACCACUUGUGUCUCCUGGUCUCUGUAUAGAUUCAGUGCUCAAGUACAAAUUACACAUUAUUUUCAUUAAUAUUUCUGGAUGUGAUUCAGGCAAGAGGCAGUGGAUUGUGUCCAUUUAUCUUUGUAUUGGUCCUUCAUAAAAACAACUUUUAAAAUCCCACUCCCGCUGAAUUUCUGACCAUUACUGCUCGCUGCCAUGUUUUUCACUUUUGCCCAGUACACAGUAUUUCUGUCCAACCCCACACUAGGUUUAUUCAAAUUCAGCAAAAAUCUCACAGCACUGAUAGCUCUUUGGCCUUGAUUGGUCUGUUGCAAUGUUGAUCAUGGACCAACAUUUUUAUGAUGGUCCAGGAACAACACAGGCAUGUGGAUAUCAAAUACAUGUGUUGUCAGG
Molecule: messenger RNA, 2217 nt
Organism: Oreochromis aureus
Lineage: Eukaryota; Metazoa; Chordata; Actinopteri; Cichliformes; Cichlidae
Product: alpha-2,8-sialyltransferase 8F-like
Exons: 7
Coding region: 90-1181 (363 amino acids)
Biological process (GO): N-glycan processing; oligosaccharide metabolic process
Molecular function (GO): alpha-N-acetylneuraminate alpha-2,8-sialyltransferase activity
Source: RefSeq, a predicted model, not a curated record